Messenger RNA from Mauremys reevesii (Reeves's turtle), 2445 nucleotides. RefSeq names its product protein mono-ADP-ribosyltransferase TIPARP-like. Gene Ontology annotation, molecular function: NAD+ poly-ADP-ribosyltransferase activity; metal ion binding. The record is from RefSeq and is a predicted model, not a curated record. The transcript has 7 exons. The coding region runs from base 280 to 1686 and encodes 468 amino acids. Lineage: Eukaryota; Metazoa; Chordata; Testudines; Geoemydidae.
GCGAUUAGAAAGUUGGCAACCCUAGUGGUGGGUCUCUGGGUCAGGCCCUGCGCGGCUCCUCUCACUGAACUUCAGAGGCAGGGAGAGCCGGAGCACAGGAGCCCGAGUCGGAGGCAGGGGGAAGCCCCAGCCUGGGAAGCCCCAGCUCCCUCCUUUCUGUGCCUGCAGGUGGCACCGAGGGCGUGAUGGGAGAGAGCCCUGUGACUCAGCGGUCCAGCAAAGCAAAAGCAAAAGCAAGUCUGCAACUACAACAAUCCAGCAGAGGAGGGCCUGAUCAAGAUGGCAGAGAAGCCCAAGCGCCCGCAUCUGGGAUUGGCCCAGUACCCCCUGCUGCUCACGCUGGAGCCUGAGGGGCAUGGCCUGGGCGGGCAGGUCCUGGAGUUGGCUGGCCCAGAGGAGGUCCACGUCCACCAGAGAGACGGCAUCCUGAUCUGCGACGACUUCCUGCUGGGGCAGUGUCUGGAGGGGGAGCGCUGCCCGCGCCACCACACCCCCAACCCCUUCCACUGGCAGAUGCGGCGCAAGGCAGACGGGGUGUGGCUGAGCGUUGGCACGUUGGCCCAACAGCACCUGGAGAACCUCUACUGCAGCACCAGCCGCCACGACGUGCAGCUCGUCGACAAGGCCGGCUCAUCCUGGACCCUCAACCUGAACUCCAUGGACCUGAAGCCCAGCCAGCUCUAUGACCGCGUCCGGCGCCUGUCCAACAGCAGCGACCCCAGCCGCAACCCCUACUUCCCCAUGGAGUGGCAGGUGUACUGGGAGGAGUGCGGCGAGUGGCUCGUGUACGAGGAGCCGGUGCGGUGGGAGCUGCUGGCGGCCUUCGAGAAGGGCAUGUGGAACCACGCCUUCAACCUGCGUGGCCAACUGUACAACGUGAACCUGAAAACACUGACCCAGCACAAUGUGCAUACGGGCUUCACCCGGCGCAUCCUGCACUGCCCAGUCUUCCGCCCACCCUGGCGCCUGGCGCCCCACCUGCGGACAGGACCGGGCGCCACCCUCUCUUCCCCCGGCACCGUCCCUGGGGAGGACCCCCAGGACACCUACUGGGGCCCGUACCCUGCGUCCUGGGUCCCCGAGGCCCCAGUGGGCACCACGUACACGCUGGCAGAAGUGGCGCCAGCAGAGCGGGCCUAUGAGACCACAUGCACGCUGUUCCACAAAAGCCUGGCAGAGGACAAGGCGCUGGUGCUGGCCGUCUACCGGGUCCGGAACGACUACCUGUGGCAGAAAUACUGUGGGCAGAAAAAGUUCAUGGCCCAGAGCCGUCCCCGUGCGGCGCGGCGCUGCCUGGAAAGACACCUCUUCCACGGCACCAGGGCCAGCAAAGUGCAGCCCAUCUGCGAGAUGAACUUUGACCCCCGGGUGUCGGGGGAGAACGGCGAGGCUUACGGGCAGGGCAGCUACUUCGCGGUCGACGCCUCCUACUCCCACACUUACGCCAAGGUGGACGAGGCCAGCCUGUGCCACAUGUUCCUGGUGAAGGUGCUGGUGGGGCGCUCGGUGCGGGGCAAUCCCAUGUUCCGGCGCCCCCCACUGGCACACGACGGCCGCCUCUACGACUCCUGCACGGACCAGGCUAAGAAGCCACAGAUCUUCGUCAUCUUUGACAGCUGCCAGUGCUACCCCUACUUCCUGAUCCGCUACAAGCUGCUCUCCGAGCCCGUGGCCGUGGACUCGUGACAGGGGAGCGCGGGGGGUCAGAGAACUUCUCCCUGCUGCACGUUCCCUCCCCAUGGAGCUAUUCUGCAGGACGUAGAUUCUUCCAGCCCCAGAAUCAGAUGAACACACACACACAUUAACAGAGAACAUCUGAGAGGACUGGGUCAGUCAGCACUCCCAAGCUGACUCCUUGUAUGUCCCUGGACUCAGGAGGCUGGCUCGAGCAGCACUCCCAAGCUGGCACCCUUGGACUCAACAGGUUGGGUCAAACAGCACCUCCAAGCUGGCACCCUCGUAUGCCAUGGGCACUGCACCGGACUAGAGUACGCCUGAGCAGGCUGGGCUGAGCCGCACUUUCAAUCUGCAACCCUCAUAUGGCAGGUUUUUUGGCAGUUUUUCAGAGACAUUAUUAAGGGCACAAGAGCAAACUAUCCCACUGCGUAGGAAAGCUAGGAAGUCUGGCAAGAGACCCCCCUGGAGUAACCAAGAGAUCUUCAAUGAUCUCAAACUCAAAAAAGUGGCAACUCGGUCACAUUACAAAGGGAUGAAUAUAAACAAAUAUAUCACAAGUAUGUAGGGACAAAAUUAGAAAAGCCAAGGCACAAAAUGAGAUCAAACUAGCUAGUGACAUAAAAGGAAACAAGAAAACAUUCCACAAAUACAUUAGAAGCAAGAGGAAGACCAAGGACAGAGGAGGUCCAUCACUCAAUGAGAGGGGAAAGACAAUAACAGAAAAUGUGGAAAUGGCAGAGGUGCUUCUUUUUUUCGGUUUUCACCAAG